AUAUGAUAAGCUAUUAAUUUAAUUUUUUUACUCAUUUAGCAAAUUACUUUUCCGCCCUCUUACAUAAAAAUAGCUGACAUUUUGUGAAAGACUGAAGGGUUUGUGCUUCAGUUGGCCGGAAUUGAAGGACAGGUGGAGCACCAAUGAAGCUUUGGCGCCUCCUUUCCUCCGCCGUGACCCUCACCGGAAAAUCCCUACAUUUCCAAAACCGGGUCACCUCCACACUCUUAAACCCUAAUACCAAAACCCUAUUCCAAAUUUCUCCCCUUUUAGCUUCCCACUUCUCCACCUCCUUCCUCGUCACGAAAACCCCCAAGAAAUUCCGCAAAAAACGGAAGAAGAAGGAGAGCCCAAGAACCAAGCUGGUUCAAACCCAGCCCAACCUCGUACGCCACUUGGAGCACCUCCUCCUCCGCGACAACCACCUCCGCUUUCUCACCAAAACCAAAGAAUUCCUCUCCAAACAGCCGGAAAACAUCCUCCGCCUCGACGACGCCGGGAAGCUCCACCAACAGCUCGGCUUCCCCCGCGGCCGGAAGGUAGUAAAGUUCAUCCAACGCCACCCUUCAAUCUUCCAGAUUUACCACCACUCCGACGGUAAGCUGUGGCUCGGUUUUACUGAAUUUAUGGAUGAAUUGUUGGAAGAAGAAUAUAGAAUUAUGAAUGAUAUGGAAGAGCACAGAAUCCUAGUAGUCAGGAAAUUGUUAAUGAUGUCCAAGGAUAAGAGAAUUGCUCUGAGCAAAAUUUACCAUAACAGGCUUUUAUUCGGAAUUCCUGAGGAUUUCCGGGAUAGGAUUGUGAAGUAUCCGGAAUAUUUCCGGGUAAUUGUUGAGAAUGAUGGGAAGAGAAUGCUUGAGCUUGUGAACUGGGAUCCUUUAUUGGCUGUAAGUGCAUUAGAAAAGGAAUUUAUGGUUGAUGAAGACAAGGCAAAGAAAGCUUUUAAAUUCCCAGUAAAGCAUGGAAGGGCAUUGGAGCUGGAUGAAGAUGAUGAGAGGAGGUUGAACUUGUUGAAUACAUUGCCAUUAGUUUCGCCUUAUUCAGACGGGAGUAAGCUGGAUUUAUGGACGCUAGAAGCAGAGAAGUUCAGGGUUGGCGUGAUCCAUGAGUUCUUGAGCUUGACAUUGGAGAAGAGGGCAUACAUACAUAAUCUCGUCGAGUUUAAGGAUGAGUUUUGUCUCACAAAGCAUACUUACCAGAUGCUUCUGAAGCAGCCUCGGACAUUUUACCUCGGUGGUACUGAGAUGAACUGGUGUGUCUUCCUAAGGGAUGGUUAUAGUGAAGAUGGGAAUUUGAUCAAUAAGGAUCCUCAGGUUGUGUUCAAUGAGAAGUUGUAUAGAUAUGCCGAUAUGCAGGCUAGAAAUGGUGAAUCUUGAUUCACAUUAAACUCUUUAGUCUUUGUUUAAACUAAAGAUUCUUAGGAGCAUUUUUGUUUUCUUAAAGCUUCUGUUUUUAUGUUUUUGGGUUUCUAGGUCUGACUGUAAUUUGGUAUAGAUAUCAUAAUCUUAAGAGGAUCAGCAUUGUUGAUC
Ipomoea nil (Japanese morning glory) is the source of this 1526-nucleotide messenger RNA. RefSeq names its product protein ROOT PRIMORDIUM DEFECTIVE 1. Lineage: Eukaryota; Viridiplantae; Streptophyta; Magnoliopsida; Solanales; Convolvulaceae. The record is from RefSeq and is a predicted model, not a curated record. The coding region runs from base 144 to 1373 and encodes 409 amino acids. Gene Ontology annotation, molecular function: RNA binding. The transcript is spliced from 2 exons.